AUGUUUCCCAACAAGUUAACAGUUGCAGCGUUUGCAACACUCGCAUCGUUGAUAGUGGUCGAUGCAGGCCCAUGUCGGCCAUCGCCAUCCUCAGUCGUUACCUCUUCUGCUUCCGAAUCUGCUUCAUCCACCUUUUUGGCCGAGACGAGCACCGGGUCGUUCACCACUUCCGUAAUUAGCAGUGUGAUCACUGAAACUGGAAUAUCUGUGACGGCCUUGAGCAGUGAGACUAUUACCUCCACUAUCAGCACCGAAACCUCAACGACUGGCUCCGAAGCUGCAACAUCAGCCGCUGAGGAUACAACCACGACGACCGCCGAGGGCGAAACAUCGACUACGGCCAUCAGCAGCGAGACUACUACAGCCAUAGCCACCACUGAAAGCUCAACCAUUGUCCCCGAGAUUACAACCGCGACCACCACAACCGUCGAAGGAGAGCCGACUUAUCUCAUCAAUCCCAACUUUGAGGAUGGCACAACUGCGCCAUGGAUAGUGACGCCUUACCCGAACCCCUUCAGCCUCAGCGACCAGAGCAAGGAAGGCCCUGCAUCCGGACGUCAACUGUUUGGACCCGGAACCGGCCCCGGCUCGGAUUACAAGAACUAUUUCUACCAAGAGCUUGACAAGAAAUCCCUCAGAGCAGGCCGCUACUCCCUCAAAGGCUACGUUCGCGUCGACCAGAUUAUCGACGAUAACAGUAACAAUGGAUGCUCCAUGAUAGGCGCUCACUGUCUCGCGGGGCCUGCAGAUAACCUCAACAACCUGCCAGGGGAUAGCGGGGAUGCCGGUGAAACUGGUUAUUAUCUGGAUUGGUACCAGUUUGACGGGCAAUGCACGUUUACUGAAGAGGUUCUGGCCCAGUAUGACCAGUUUGGUGUUGGUAUUGGAUUCAAGUGUCUUAACACAGGUGUCAACGUCGAUGCAGUGUCCUUUGGGCCAAUUUAG
Molecule: messenger RNA, 945 nt
Organism: Fusarium verticillioides 7600
Lineage: Eukaryota; Fungi; Ascomycota; Sordariomycetes; Hypocreales; Nectriaceae
Exons: 1
Coding region: 1-945 (314 amino acids)
Source: RefSeq, a predicted model, not a curated record